AUGUUCAAAAUGAUUCACAAGGGCUUAUCUGAAGAAAAGAGACAAUAUUGCCACAGUACAGACGAUAGAGGUUGGUGGUCUGAAAUCCGAGUGACUAUGGAUGCAGUGGAGGAUAAAGAGGUAUGGCGAGUAACAUAUCAUGAUAGGAAAGUCUUUUUAAAGUCUGCGAAGUUACAUCAUAGUAUUCAUGAUUCUAUGUUGCAGGAGCAGAAAAAAAGAGAAGGAGGUGGGAAAAGGUGUAUGAAUACGCUACACGCCAUUGUGGAAAGUCUGCAAUACGAUCAUGUUAUGGUAACUAAUGAACUAGCAUUCCACAAGAGUCUGUGGGAUACCAAAAUAUAUGAGGAUGAUCCUUCUAGUUUUCCUGUAUCACACGUGCCGAUAAAAUGCAAUGUGAUAUCGACAGUGGUCGAUCUACUCCGAAACUACUCCAGAGUAGACCCAUCUUUGGACUCUAAGGGGAAAGUUUGUAUCAGUUUUAGAUAUCUGGAAAAAUUAUUAGAUGCUACCAAAUCCUCCACACACACUCAGAUUAAUCCAUCAAUAGAUGCCUCAAUAGGUUCUAAGCACAUGGAUGUUAGUUCAUCGAUAGAUUCCACCAAAACUCUCAAGCCAACGGAGAUCAACGCAUCGAUAUACCCAAUGCCACCAGCGGCAACUACGCCUCCCUCUAAAAGGUGGAGUGCGCAAUCUCUCUUUUCCUCUGUAAAGAGGUCUAAUAGUCGUUCAAAACCGGUGCAGAAUACCUCUACUUCCAAAACAACGUUCAAUCCUACUUCGACGCGAAUGUCAAUAUCAACAUCAACAUCAACAGCAGCAUCGAUAAGGAGUUCUGUUAGCAAUUCAACCACGGACCUGCUAUUAAAACGAGUACCCAACGACACUAUUGUGAAACGACGUGAGGUAUCAGAAGAAAACAUGACUAAAUUCCAGGAGUACAAACCAUUGAUCGUUGCGUUGUAUCAUCGACUGAGAGUUAUUGACGCGGGCAAGACAGAAAAUGAGUUCAUUUUUCAAUUCGUCAACGACAUAAUCUGCAAUUUUAUCGUUGAUGACUGUAAAACAAUUCUUGUACACCAUAUUGAGCAUCACAUCGUCCAAUGGCAAGAUCAGAACGGGGAUGCACAUAGUAUAUCUUUCUGA
Zygotorulaspora mrakii is the source of this 1143-nucleotide messenger RNA. RefSeq lists its product as uncharacterized. The record is from RefSeq and is a predicted model, not a curated record. The transcript has a single exon. NCBI's taxonomy places the organism in Eukaryota, Fungi, Ascomycota, Saccharomycetes, Saccharomycetales, Saccharomycetaceae. Bases 1 to 1143 code for a protein of 380 amino acids.